Messenger RNA from Vombatus ursinus (common wombat), 2734 nucleotides. RefSeq names its product BSD domain containing 1 (gene BSDC1). The coding region runs from base 39 to 1358 and encodes 439 amino acids. Lineage: Eukaryota; Metazoa; Chordata; Mammalia; Diprotodontia; Vombatidae. Gene Ontology annotation, cellular component: cytoplasm. The transcript has 11 exons. The record is from RefSeq and is a predicted model, not a curated record.
CAAAGGGCAGUAAAUAGUGGUGAUGUCAGGCGGGCAAGAUGGCGGAAGGGGAGGAUGGAGGCUGGUGGAGAAGCUGGCUGCAGCAGAGCUACCAGGUUGUCAAAGAGAAGUCCACAGAAGCCCUGGAAUUCAUGAAACGGGACCUAACUGAAUUCAGCCAGGUGGUACAGCACGACACAGCAUGUACCAUCGCAGCCACUGCCAGCGUGGUCAAAGAAAAGCUGACUAGUGAAGGUUCUUCAGGAGCAACAGAGAAGAUGAAGAAAGGACUUUCUGACUUUCUUGGAGUGAUCUCAGACACAUUUGCUCCUUCCCCUGACAAAACCAUCGAUUAUGAUGUUGUCACCCUGAUGGGCACACCUUCAGGAACCACUGAACUUUAUGAUAGUGCCAAGGCCCGUCUGUACAGCCUGCAGUCAGACCCAGCGACGUACUGCAACGAGCCCGAUGGGCCUCCAGAGCUGUUUGACACCUGGCUAUCUCAAUUCCAUUUGGAGGAGAAAAAGGAAGAGAUCUCCAAUCUGCUCAUCAGCAGCCCCUCCAUCCGGGCUCUCUAUACCAAGAUGGUCCCAGCAGCUGUUUCCCACUCAGAAUUUUGGCACCGAUACUUCUACAGGCUCCACCACUUAGAACAGGAGGAGGCCCGGAGGGAUGCUUUGAAGCAGCGGGCAGAACAAAGUGUUUCUGAGGAGCCAGGCUGGGAGGAAGAGGAAGAGGGACCCUCAGUAACAUCUCAGCUGGACGUGCAAUCCCAAGAAGAGGAAAGAGCUGCUAUGCCAGGCCCCGCUCCACCUGCUGAGGGUUUGGCCAGCCAUCCUCAGAGUCCUUCUGAGGAGAGUGUGGGAAUUGUGGCUACGCCCUCAGCAGAGGUCACCCCAUCGGAGAGUAGCGAGAGUGUCUCUCUUGUGACCCAGGUGGUGAACCCUGCUUUUACACCUGAAGCCCCAGCACUGGUGCAGACAGCCCCUGCUAAGGACCUCUCCCAAAAGCUUUUGGAAGCCACUUUGGAAGACCAGGUUCCCCCAGCUGAUGCAGGAGAGACGGGCCCACCUCCUGUGGAACGGCCCAAGCCUUCAACCCCCAGUGGGCGUCCAGGCGGCUCUGAACCCAAGCCAGGGAUCAGAGUAGAGACUCUCAGAGAGGAGGGACCGGCAGACUUACGGGUGUUUGAAUUGAACUCGGACAGUGGGAAGUCCACGCCUUCCAAUAAUGGGAAGAAAGGUUCCAGUACGGACAUCAGUGAAGACUGGGAGAAGGACUUUGAUCUGGACAUGACUGAGGAGGAGGUGCAGCUGGCUCUGUCUAAAGUUGACGGGUCUGGAGAGCUGGAAGACGUGGAGUGGGAGGACUGGGAAUGAGGCAGGAGGGCUUGGAGAGAGCAGCUCCUCCACGCGGGCCCCCACCUCCCUUCUUGGCCUGGUCCUGGAUGGCACCAUGGACGCUCCUCCAUCACCCAAUGCUGUCUGUUCCAUCUUCUGAGUACACCCCAUGCCCCUCUCCUGGAGAGAAGUCUCUUCCGGGGUGAUGUCUCUGAGGCCAGACAGUGUCAUGUGACCUGUGCCAAUUCUUGGAUUGGGGGGAGGGGAAUCCUACCACCACCACCACCACCACCACUGAAGAGCCCUAUUUCUCUGCUGUAAAUCCACUGCCCUCAGGCAGUACCUGCAGUGGCCUCCUGUCUGUCUGCCUGCUUGUGUGUGUGGAAGCUAAACCUAGCCCCAGUGGUGCCCUUUGCUCACCUGCUGUCCCCUCUGUGUCCUGUCUUUCAGCUAAAAGAAAGGAGGGGGCAGCUUGUGAAAGCCCCUCUCCUGCCUUAGCACCAUUUCCUUCUUUUCUCCUCGUGUCUUUCCCCACCCUACCAUAGGUGGCCUUCUUUGUCUGACUCUACUGGUUGGGGGAGCGAAGGGUGACAUACAUUCACUUGUCCUCUGGGGAAUGUGGGGGCUUCCUGUCCCUUAGUAAAAGACUGCUCAUUUGUGGGAAAUGUCCAUGUCUUAGGGGACUCCUCUUCCUGUGCCAGGCCUUUUCUUCUCUCUUCAUAAGGCUCAAGUGAUCUUUGUUUUUCCGAUUCUAAGUAGGUACUAUAGCCGCUAUUGGGGACCAAAUGCUGCCCGCCACCACCAUCGCCACAGUCCUGGUAUUUCAGAACCACCCCCUCCCCCAGUGCCUCUUUGGUAGCACCAGGCUUUUCUGUCUGUGAGGACACGCUUCUGUGGCCACCCUGAGCCAGGAGGAGCAGCCUUCAAGUUCUUCUCUUGUUCCUUGGUGGGGGGUGGGGGGACCUUCUCCACUCCUUUUCCUUGGAGUCUAGGAAACACACCAUGUGGAAUGUAACUGCUUCACAAGCAGGAGAGCAGGUACAGUCACAGGCCCUGAGAACCCUCUUCCAGCCUUCGUUGGGUAAGCCAUGGGACACCUCCACCCCCACUGCUUCCCCUUGGGGCAUGUGUCGUGGGGCCUCCUGACAAUAUUUGGCUAAAUGUCCAUGGUUCUGGGGACAUAGGGGGCUGCUGUCUUCAUGCUCUCUUUGCCUCCUUCUCUGGGUGCGGAGGGGUUUGCCAGGGUUCCUCAACACCCUAGUGCUGCUUCCUGCUGCUGUCCUGUGGAUUCAUGUACAUAGGCCAGUGUGUUUGACAACCAUUUUAAAAGGGUCUCCAAGUCAUGGGGUAAGGGGAGGGUGGCAAUCAGUCAUGUUCAUCAAGAAAGUCAAGUUGGGGAAAAUGCUGAAUCUUUC